CACUUUAACCCUGUCAUAGGAUCUGGAAAGGAAACCACUGAACUCUAAACGCGACGUGCUUAAUUCCCGCCUGAAACUCACUGCUCUCCUCCGUGAAAUAGAGUUAGCAAGCAAUAGCAAGCACGACAGUAAGCUUGCUCUGCAGUUGAAGUCCGCUUUCACUGAUUUCGUACAAAUCUUAUUAUGGACGACCUCUAUUUGGAUAAUAUUGACGAAUUCGUCCAUGAUCACAACAAAAUAGUGACCUACAAAUGGCUGAGCCUUACACUUGGAGUCCAUGUCAACCAGGCCAAACAGAUGCUGUUUCAUUACUUGGACCAGAAGAGAAAAGACAGCUCCGGGUCUCGACUUCACGCAACUUAUCUCGUUUCUGGCCGGUGUUUGGAGAAUGGAAAUAUGGGUCACAAGGUGGCAGUAGUGCGUGAGGAUCAGCUCGAAGAUGUGAAGUCGAAGAUGGAGGUGACUGCCAGCGUUCACGUGUACAGCAUCCAGAAAGCCGUCCUGAAGGACAGCGGGCCUCUCUACAGCACGGAUUAUGAUGCAGUGAAAGAGAACCUGAAGAACUGCAGCAAGUACAGUGCCAUACGCUGCCCCAGCGCAGUCCCCAUGUCAGCUGCUGAGGUCCAGAGGGCCCAGGAGAUGGCACAGCCCCCCCCGCCGCCACCACCGCCAGAAACGGAAACCGGCAGAUCUGCGCUCAAUGGCCACGCACCCCAGGCCUCCAAACCAGCCUCGAAGCCGCCCAAAGGCAUCAUGGGAAUGUUCGCCGUCAAGAGUACCCCGAAAUCACAGGAGGGCAGUAAGGAAGUUAAAACGGAGGUGGAAGAGGACACUGCCACGGUGGGAACUUCGAAAAGUAAGCCCAGCCCCAAGUCGAAUGCCAUGAGUAACUUUUUCGGGAAACAAACGUCAAGCAAAACUAAGCCCAACACCGAGUCGUCCGACCGUGUCGUAAAGGAGGAGGCGGGAGGAUCGCAGACGUCCUUCGUGGCCAACGAGAAGCCGUCGGCCACGCCCCCCAAAACUCAGACUGACAUCAAACAGGAGAAACCCAAGAGCUCUGAACCAGAGGUGAAAAAACCCAAAGACAGGAGCAGUAAAACGAAGAGGCUGGAGCUGUCCGACAGUGAGGAUGAGAAGUCUGGAAGCCAGAAGAGGAAGAGGAGGAGGAUAAAGAAGCCGCAGCCGGAGAGCAGCGACGAUGAAGCCAUGAUACCCGAGACCCCGCCUCCCCGUGACGUGGACACGCCCACGCCCAGCCCGGAAGGUCAGGUGAAGAAAGAGAGCAUUCCGCAGGCCGAGGAAACUGUGGGCGGCGGCGGCAGCAGCAGGAGGAGGAGGAGGAAGGUCCUCAAAUCCCACACCUUUAUGGACGAGGAAGGCUGCAUCGUGACGGAGAAGAAGUACGAGAGCGAGUCCUACUCCGAGAGCGAGGACGACUUCAAGGCCGCCGGGCCUCCCGCCAAGGAGCCCGCUCCCCCGAGGCCGCCCGCCGGGAAGAAGGAGGAGGGCAAGAGGAGUCAAAAGAAGGGCGCCGCCAAUAAAACGUCUAAACAGGCCUCCAUCAUGGGCUUCUUCCAGAAGAAAUGAGCCCCCGAGACCUGCGUCAGCCUGCUGCCCGUUACCUGCUUUCAUGAGCCUGGGACUCGCGCCAUCGUUAAAACCAUUCAGAAGUUGGUCGCGGUCCGCGAACGGCGCUUGGGUCACUCGUCCUCGUUUUGGGGGAAAGACGCAGGACUGUCUCUUUUUCUGUAAAAAUGACUACAAAUCGUAUUCCGUGGAUCGUUGGUCAGAGGGUUGAAACCUUGUGUCUGCAGUGGGAGUCCUUGAAUUUAUGAAACAUGAGUGCUCUGUAAAUAAAGUUCGUUUUUUUUUUCAGUA
Messenger RNA from Anguilla anguilla (European eel), 1881 nucleotides. It is a transcript of the gene pold3, whose product is annotated as polymerase (DNA-directed), delta 3, accessory subunit. The record is from RefSeq and is a predicted model, not a curated record. Gene Ontology annotation, cellular component: delta DNA polymerase complex; nucleus. The coding region runs from base 184 to 1590 and encodes 468 amino acids. Gene Ontology annotation, molecular function: DNA-directed DNA polymerase activity. Lineage: Eukaryota; Metazoa; Chordata; Actinopteri; Anguilliformes; Anguillidae. The transcript has 12 exons. Gene Ontology annotation, biological process: nucleotide-excision repair, DNA gap filling; DNA synthesis involved in UV-damage excision repair; DNA replication.